GGAAGUCCCUGUGGGAGCUGGUGCUGGAGCAAUUUGAGGACCUCCUGGUGCGCAUCCUGCUGCUGGCUGCCCUGGUCUCCUUUGUGCUGGCCUGGUUCGAGGAGGGUGAGGAGACCACAACAGCCUUUGUGGAGCCCCUGGUCAUCAUGCUGAUCCUCGUGGCCAAUGCCAUCGUGGGCGUAUGGCAGGAACGCAAUGCCGAGAGUGCCAUUGAGGCCUUGAAGGAGUACGAGCCUGAGAUGGGCAAGGUGAUCCGCUCAGACCGCAAGGGCGUGCAGAGGAUCCGCGCCCGGGAUAUCAUCCCUGGAGACAUUGUGGAAGUGGCAGUGGGAGACAAAGUGCCCGCUGACCUCCGCCUCAUCGAAAUCAAGUCUACCACGUUGAGAGUGGACCAGUCCAUCCUGACAGGUGAAUCCGUGUCCGUGACCAAGCACACGGAUGCCAUCCCAGACCCCAGAGCCGUGAACCAGGACAAGAAGAACAUGCUGUUUUCUGGCACCAAUAUCGCAUCGGGCAAGGCAGUGGGCGUGGUAGUGGCUACUGGCCUGCACACAGAGCUGGGCAAGAUCCGGAGCCAGAUGGCUGCAGUGGAACCUGAGCGGACGCCGCUGCAGCGCAAGCUGGACGAGUUUGGGCGGCAGCUGUCCCAUGCCAUCUCUGUGGUUUGUGUGGCCGUCUGGGUCAUCAACAUUGGCCACUUUGCUGACCCGGCCCAUGGCGGCUCCUGGCUCCGCGGUGCGGUCUACUACUUCAAGAUUGCUGUGGCCCUGGCUGUGGCUGCCAUCCCCGAGGGCCUCCCAGCUGUCAUCACUACAUGCCUGGCACUGGGCACACGGCGCAUGGCACGCAAGAACGCCAUUGUGCGGAGCCUGCCCUCUGUGGAGACCCUGGGCUGCACCUCGGUCAUCUGUUCGGAUAAGACGGGCACACUCACCACCAAUCAGAUGUCUGUCUGCCGGAUGUUCGUGGUAGCCGAGGCCGAAGCGAACUCCUGCCGUCUGCACGAGUUCACCAUCUCGGGUACCACGUAUACCCCCGAAGGCGAAGUCCGGCAGGGGGAGCAUCUGGUACGCUGCGGGCAGUUCGACGGGCUGGUGGAGCUGGCGACCAUCUGCGCCCUGUGCAAUGACUCGGCGCUCGACUACAACGAGGCCAAGGGCGUGUAUGAGAAGGUGGGAGAGGCCACAGAGACGGCUCUGACUUGCCUGGUGGAGAAAAUGAAUGUGUUUGACACUGACCUGCAGGCCCUGUCCCGGGUGGAGCGAGCUGGCGCCUGCAAUGCGGUCGUCAAGCAGCUGAUGAGGAAGGAGUUCACCCUUGAGUUUUCCCGAGACCGGAAGUCCAUGUCAGUGUACUGCACACCCACGCGUCCUGACCCCAGGGCCCGGGGCAGCAAGAUGUUUGUGAAGGGGGCUCCUGAGAGUGUGAUUGAGCGCUGCAGCUCAGUCCGCGUGGGGAGCCGCACCGUACCCCUGAGCACCACCUCCAAGGAGCAGAUCCUGGCCAAGAUCCGGGAUUGGGGCUCAGGCUUAGAAACGCUGCGCUGCCUGGCCCUAGCCACCCGGGAUACACCUCCGAGGAAGGAGGACAUGCGAUUGGACGACUGCAGCAAGUUUGUGCAGUACGAGAUGGACCUGACCUUCGUGGGCUGCGUGGGCAUGCUGGACCCUCCGCGGCCCGAGGUGGCUGCCUGCAUUGCACGCUGCCACCGGGCGGGCAUCCGUGUGGUCAUGAUCACAGGGGACAACAAAGGCACAGCAGUGGCCAUCUGCCGCCGGCUUGGCAUCUUUGGGGACAUGGAGGAUGUGGUGGGCAAGGCCUACACAGGCCGCGAAUUCGACGACCUCAGCCCGGAGCUGCAGCGCCAAGCCUGCCGCACUGCCCGCUGCUUUGCCCGUGUGGAGCCCGCACACAAGUCCUGCAUCGUGGAGAAUCUGCAGUCCUUUAAUGAGGUCACCGCCAUGACUGGUGAUGGGGUGAACGAUGCACCAGCCCUGAAGAAAGCAGAGAUCGGCAUCGCCAUGGGCUCAGGCACAGCCGUGGCCAAGUCGGCGGCAGAGAUGGUGCUGUCAGACGACAACUUUGCCUCCAUCGUGGCUGCAGUGGAGGAGGGCCGGGCCAUCUACAGCAACAUGAAGCAAUUCAUCCGCUACCUCAUCUCCUCCAACGUCGGCGAGGUUGUCUGCAUCUUCCUCACGGCAAUUCUGGGCCUGCCCGAAGCCCUGAUCCCCGUGCAGCUGCUCUGGGUGAACCUGGUGACGGAUGGCCUACCUGCCACAGCCCUGGGCUUCAACCCACCAGACCUGGACAUCAUGGAGAAGCUGCCCCGGAACCCUCGUGAGGCUCUCAUCAGUGGCUGGCUCUUCUUCCGAUAUCUGGCUAUUGGAGUGUACGUAGGGCUGGCCACAGUGGCUGCCGCCACCUGGUGGUUCCUGUAUGAUGCUGAGGGACCUCAAGUCACCUUCUACCAGCUGAGGAACUUCCUCAAGUGCUCUGAAGACAACCCGCUCUUUUCUGGCAUCGACUGCAAGGUCUUCGAGUCGCACUUCCCCACGACCAUGGCCUUGUCUGUGCUGGUGACCAUUGAAAUGUGCAACGCCCUCAACAGUGUCUCGGAGAACCAGUCGCUGCUGCGGAUGCCACCCUGGCUGAACCCCUGGCUGCUGGCGGCUGUGACCAUGUCCAUGGCCCUGCACUUCCUCAUCCUGCUGGUGCCGCCCCUGCCCCUCAUUUUCCAGGUGACCCCACUGAGUGGACGCCAGUGGGUGGUGGUGCUCCAGAUAUCUCUCCCUGUCAUCCUGCUUGAUGAGGCCCUCAAGUACCUGUCCCGGAACCACAUGGACGGCAUUCUCAGGACAGUCUCCCAGGUCUGGAGUAGGCAGCCGCUGACCACCUCCCAUCCAGACCACACCGGAAGCAAAGGAACAGAAGUGAGUGCUGGGGACAGAGAGGAGUCUCCGGUGUAUACCUCAGACUGAUGGUGCCCAAGCACUCCCCCCACUCUCCCACCCCCUGCUACCACGCUCGCCCACUUGCCCACCGGGCCAUGCCAGACACACCACAGGCCUAAAGCUGGAACAGCCACCCCCAGCCACAGUGCCACGCUCGCUGUCCCCACUUCCAUCUGACCUGGGGGCUCUCUAAUUCAUGUCUCUUGGACUCUCCAAAGCUCUGGCCUGGGAGCUGCAGCCUGGAACGGGGCUGUCAAGAAGCCAGAGCUGGCAGUGGAUCCAGAGAUCCAAACCCCUCCACCCCCAAAUCCAUGAGCAUAUUUCUGGAGCUCUUCUCCUCGCUUGGAGACUGGGCAUUUGCUUGGUGACCAGUGCCUCUGCACAGAUGGAGGACUUCUGGGGGCCCUUCUUACAGGCUCUGACCUCUCACUUAGUGCCUGGUCUGGGGCCUGGUCAGCCCAGGGAGGGGGGUCAUAAGGGGCCAUCUGGACCCAGCUGUGCACAGCAAGGGCAGGCGGCCCCCUCCACUCUGCUCUGCUUCCACAAAGUUGGCUCAUGAGAGCUUGAGCCUGUUUCUGUUUAUAUGUGCAGGCCCCAGGGAGUUAAAGGGUCAGGGAGAGGAACACAGGAGUGGGGAGGAGGGGCUGGGCAAGGACCCCUGUCCUGGGAGACAGCCGCUUGCCUUCCUCAGUUGGGCUCUCUUCCUGGCCUCAGGUUUCCCUGUCCUAAGCAAACGAGACAUACCGAGUCUCCAUGUUGCGUGGUCUGCACGCGGGGGUCUGUUCGCCAUCCACGUCCCUGGUGCCUGAGACCCCAGACAUCCUUGGGUUCCUGGCCACUGUGCCCUUCCACCCAGCCUGGCGUUCAGCCAUCUGCUCUCUGCACGUCUUGGUGAUCCUGAGUCUCCUGGACUUUUGGCCUCACUCUUUGCCAACCCCCCCACACACACGCCCCUAAGUCCAAAGGAUGUCACUAAGGAUGGCUGAUUACCCAAGGACACGUCCCCUCCCUCCCUCCUUGCUGGAAGGACGCGUCUCCAUGUGGAUCAUGUCAGAUGAUAGGAAGAUAGCAUUUGAUGGACAAAAGUUUUCUCUUAAUGCAGCUCUUUGCUCCUUUGGCAAAAACUAGGCGGGCACGUAGCAGAAAGGAGUGAGUAAAUGACAGUCUGCGUGUCUUCGCCCUCCUAGAGAGUGUACUACGUGAUUAUUUUAUAUGUAAAUCAAGACACAUUCCUGUCCUGGUCCCCACAAUCAAAAGCCCCUCGACCAGCCUUGCAGACAAAUGGGCUCCAGGUUCUGUAGCCCCUUCCCCCACUCAAAGGUUCCCUCUCCUCUCUCAAAGGUUCUGGAGGCACCAGAGAAACAGAGUUGGGGUUGGGGGUGUGGUGCCCAGCAGAAAUUCUCUGCUUCUUUCCUGAGGGAAGGGGCACCUUAGCAGAGCCACGGUCCUGUAUCCACUUGCUGAGUUGAUGUUUGGUAGAGAAAUAAAGAUUUUGUGCCUGGGGCAAUGGAGGA
This is a messenger RNA of Galeopterus variegatus (Sunda flying lemur), 4465 nucleotides long. It is a transcript of the gene ATP2A3, whose product is annotated as ATPase, Ca++ transporting, ubiquitous. Gene Ontology annotation, biological process: intracellular calcium ion homeostasis; calcium ion transmembrane transport. Gene Ontology annotation, molecular function: P-type calcium transporter activity; ATP binding; ATP hydrolysis activity. Gene Ontology annotation, cellular component: membrane. The record is from RefSeq and is a predicted model, not a curated record. Lineage: Eukaryota; Metazoa; Chordata; Mammalia; Dermoptera; Cynocephalidae.